UUCGCUCGCAACUGUAUCGUUCAGCUAGUCUGCCCGUUCUACGGUCAGCUGCUUAGUCGCCAGGUACGACCCCGUUCAGCUUCGAGCGCUGUGUUCAGUCCGGAAGGCUAUCGACACCGUCACACCAAUGUCGCGAUUAGUGUUGUAGUAGCUGCUACUUUUCUUUUUCGUGCUUUACAUAAUAUGUGCAAACUUGACCCAGUUGGAGUGGAAUUUCGCGAACCAAAAGGAUGCUGUUCCUGACGAGGAUUCCCGCCGCGGGUGUAGUUGCCCUUCGCCAAGGAUGUUCCUGUGCGGUAGCUGGCGUGCUGAACCAACCUUCCAGAAGCAACAGUAGCAGCAGCAGCAGCAGUCCAACGCCACCCAACCGAAGAACGCCCCUAGAAUUGCUGCAGGAUAAGCUGAGUAGGGGCGAGAUUCGACCCGAUCCGCACCAGAACCAGAUCACUGAGGCGCUGCAGAAGGUGUACGACAGUAUUCAGGGCUACGAGCCCCCGAAGCCCACCGGCGGAAUCGGGAAGUGGUUCGGCUUCAAGGCGGAAAAGGUCGAGGCGCCCAAGGGACUGUACAUUUACGGCAGUGUGGGUGGCGGCAAAACCAUGCUGAUGGACAUGUUCUACGACUGCUGUGAGAUAAACCGCAAGCGGCGCGUCCACUUCAACUCGUUCAUGACGGACGUCCACACCAAGAUCCACGAGAUCAAGUCGAAGCAGGUGCGCGACGUCACCAGCACCAAACCUCAACCCUUCGAUCCGAUCAAACCGGUGGCGGAGAUCAUCACCGCCGACUCGUGGCUGAUUUGUUUCGACGAGUUUCAGGUCACCGACAUUGCGGACGCGAUGAUUCUCAAGCGGCUGUUUACGUAUCUGUUUGAUAGCGGCGUAAUCGUGGUAGCAACGAGCAAUCGAGCCCCCGACGACCUGUACAAGAACGGGCUACAGCGGUCGAACUUUGUGCCGUUUAUUGGGGUGCUGAAGAGCCACUGUAACGUGGUUACGCUGAGCAGUGGGGUGGACUACCGGACGGCGACCCUGAAGGGCGAAGGAAUGCACUAUUUUGUCAAAUCUGAAGUAGAUGCCGACGGAGCGAUGGAUAAGCUUUUCAAGGUGUUGUGUUCUCAAGAAAACGACUUGAUUCGACCAAAGACGUUCACCCAUUUUGGUCGUAACAUAUCAUUCGCCAAGACCUGCGGACAAGUUUUGGACAGCACAUUCGACGAGCUGUGUGAUAGACCGCUCGGAGCGUCGGACUACCUUCAAAUCACGCAAUUUUUCCACACCGUACUGAUAAGGGAUAUUCCACAGUUGAACUUGAAACUCAAAUCGCAAACACGACGCUUCAUCACGCUGAUUGACACGCUGUACGACAGCCGGGUUCGGCUAGUCGUCUCCUCGGACGUCCCGUACAAGUUCCUCUUUUCCAACGAAAAGCCCGACGACAUUCACACCUCGGACGAGCACCGGACGUUGAUGGACGACCUCAAGAUCACCAAGGAUUCGCAGGAUGCGAGCUCGAACAUCUUCACCGGUGACGAGGAGGCGUUCGCCUUCGAGCGAACCGUGUCGCGGCUGGCCGAGAUGCAAUCCGCGGAAUAUUGGUCGCUGUGGGAGAAGCAUCGCUAAGUCUCUGAGGGGCUGGUACUUAAUCGAAGCUGCUGCACAAAGAGUUUGUUUGUUUAGGAUAGAAGCGAAAACAAUGCUUUACGCGAUACGCUUUGGUUGUCGUGUUUUUAGAAGAUCGCGAAUACUAGUUAGUUAAGUGUCCUGUAAAUAUAUUUAUUUCAAAUUUUAGGAAAUGUAAAGAGAGAAGUAUUAAAUAAAAGCACAGCCAGUGCUUGAAGCGAA
Culex quinquefasciatus (southern house mosquito) is the source of this 1844-nucleotide messenger RNA. RefSeq names its product putative ATPase N2B. Bases 231 to 1622 code for a protein of 463 amino acids. Gene Ontology annotation, cellular component: mitochondrion; cytoplasm. The transcript has 6 exons. NCBI's taxonomy places the organism in Eukaryota, Metazoa, Arthropoda, Insecta, Diptera, Culicidae. Gene Ontology annotation, molecular function: ATP hydrolysis activity; ATP binding. The record is from RefSeq and is a predicted model, not a curated record.